Molecule: messenger RNA, 7299 nt
Organism: Salvelinus fontinalis (brook trout)
Lineage: Eukaryota; Metazoa; Chordata; Actinopteri; Salmoniformes; Salmonidae
Product: macrophage-stimulating protein receptor-like
Exons: 21
Coding region: 2482-6615 (1377 amino acids)
Biological process (GO): protein phosphorylation; nervous system development; phagocytosis
Cellular component (GO): membrane; signaling receptor complex
Molecular function (GO): transmembrane receptor protein tyrosine kinase activity; ATP binding; protein binding
Source: RefSeq, a predicted model, not a curated record
CAUGUGACUAACAGAAAUGGAGUAAUGUGUCCCUGAACAAAGGGGGGGGGGGGUCAAAAUCAAAAGUAAGUAUAUCUGGAGGCCACCAACUGCAUUAAGUACUGCAGUGCAUCUUCUCAUGGACUGAACCAGAUUUGCCAGUUCUUACUGUGAGAUGUAACCCAACUCUUCCACCAAGGCACCUGCAAGUUUCUGGACAUUUCUAAAGUGAAUGGCCCUAGCCCUCACCCUCCGAUCCAACAGGUCCCAGACGUGCUCAAUAGGAUUGAGAUCCGGGCUCUUUGCUGGCCAUGGCAGAACACUGACAUUCCUGUCUUGUGGGAAAUCACCACAUGAGGGAGGAGGAUGUCUUCAAUGUAACGCACAGUGUUGAGAUUGCCUGCAAUGACAACAAGCUCAGUCCGAUGAUGCUGUGACACACCGCCGCAGAUCAUGACGGACCCUCCACCUCCAAAUCGAUCCCGCUCCAGAGUACAGGCCUUGGUGUAAUGCUCAUUCCUUCGGUGAUAAACGCGAAUCCGACCAUCACCCCUGGUGGGACAAAACUGCGUCUCGUCAGUGAAGAGCACUUUUUGCCAGUCCUGUCUGGUCCAGCGGCAGUGGGUUUGUGCUCAUAGGCGAUGUUGCUGGUGAUGUCUGGUGAGGACUUGCCUUACAACAGGCCUACAAGCCCUCAGCCCAGCCUCUCCUAGCCUAUUGCGGACAGUCUGAUCACUGAUGGAGGGAUUGUGCGUUCCUGGUGUAACUCGGGCAGUUGUUGUUGCCAUCCUGUACCUGUGCCGCAGGUGUGAUGUUCGGAUGUACCGAUCCUGUGCAGGUGUUGUUACUCGUGGUCUUCCACUGCGAGGAUGAUCAGCUGUCCGUCCCGUCUCCCUGUAGCGCUGUCUUAGGCAUCUCACAGUACGGACAUUGCAAUUUAUUACCCUGGCCACAUCUGCAGUCCUCAUGCCUCCUUGCAGCAUGCCUAAGGCACGUUCACGCAGAUGAGCAGGAACCUUGAGCAUCUUUCUUUAGGUGUUUUUCAGAGUCAGUAGAAAGGCCUCUUUAGUGUUCUAAGUUUUCAUAACUGUGACCUUAAUUGCCUACCGUCUAAGCUGUUAGUGUCUUAACGACCGUUCCACAGAUGCAUGUUCAUUAAUUGUUUAUGGUUAAUUGAACAAGCAUGGGAAACAGUGUUUAAACCCUUUACAAUGAAGAUCUGUGAAGUUAUUUGGAUUUUUACGAAUUAUCUUUAAAAGACAGGGUCCUGAAAAGGGGACGUUUAUUUUUUUGCUGAGUUUAUAUAAGCAGACCAGACGGCACCAUUUUCUUGUUUUGUUUAAUUUAUGGAUAUCCAACACUCGGAUGUUCAACAUAAUUUACAAACGAAGCAUGUGUUUAGUGAGUCCGCCAGAUUAGAGGCCGUAGGGAUGACAGGGAUGUUCUCUUGAUUAGUGUGUGAAUUAGUCCACUUUCCUGCAUGCUAAGCAUUCGAAAAGUAAUGAGUACUUUUGGGUGUCAGGGUAAAUGUAUGGAGUAAAAAGUAAAUUAAUUUUUUCUUUAGGAAUGUAGUGAAGUAAAAGUAAAAUUGUCAGAAAUAUAUAUACCAAAGUACAGAUACCCCCCCCCCCCCCAAAAAAAUACUUUGAAGUACUACUUAAGUACUUUACUCCACUGUUCAUUUGUGCCACAAGUCUAACAAAUGUUCCUAGGGAUUAGUGAUUUAAUAUUAGGAUAAAUAAUACAUGUGUUAUGUAAUGUGUAGGUGUUCAUGUCUGAAUACAACACAUUGUGAGAAUUUUGUCUGUAGGCUAUCAUAGGACAACUGACAUCAGUAACUAUUUAACCACAUACAAGAGACAGAUUUUUUUUACCCCCUCUUUGGUAAGAUUUUAUUGUAAUUUGUUUUUUUAUUGUUUUUAUUUCGUUACUUUCAACAAUUGCACAUGGACUACUCAUUCAUAUAUUUAUGUUAAAUCAAAAACAGUUUUUUUUCUUUGUGAAUAAAUACAUAGGAAAUACAUUUUUGAAGUCAAGUGGCAAGCUUCAUCAAUUUCACUGUCAUUUUAUGCACUUGGCAGAUGCUACCCUGUAUUACUAGUGCGCGCCAAGAGGAGGGGCGUGCGUUCCCUCAUUUUAGGAGUACUGCAUGUAGUCUAUGGUUCAACUUGUGCAUGGAAUUAAGAACUGUUUACAUUUUUUAAUAUACUUUUUUGAAUAGGGUAGGCUAUAUUAUUUGGGAAAAUUCAGGCUCAUGUAAUGCUGUAUUAGAAUCAAUAGGCUUAUCGGUGGAGUGAAAAAGUAGGUUUACAUGUUCAAGUCCGCGCGCCGUCAAGAGUUUGGCAAUGCAGUCAGAGACAAAUGAGAGAUUCGUGAUCUAUUUUCAUUAGCUCAAACAGAGAUCUGCAGCUGGUCUCAAUAAGGAUGACAUUGUCCAACCAUCAGACCUGGAGGUAACCCAAAGACAUCAGUGCUCCCUUCUCUCUGUGUCCCAGAUUGGAGAUGGUCCACUGGGCCACCCAGUGGUUGACAUGUGUCUGGCUCCAGACUGUCCUGGCUUCCGCGUUGGACACCUGUCCCUCCACAGCCCCUAGCCCUGUCAACUUCUCUGUGGCCUACACCAUGCCCUUCUUCCAAACAAAAAGCCCCAUCCAAAACAUAGUGACCAACUCAAUGUACCAGGAAGUAUAUGUUGCAUCUCAGAAUGUGGUCGAAGCUGUGAACAUGAGUUUGGAGAAGGUGUGGGAGCUUCCUACAGGCCCUGUGGGCAGCCCUGAGUGUAAGAUUUGCAAUUUGUGUGAUGUUGACAAGGAUCCCAACUUCCUAGAGAACACUGACAAUGAGGUAUUGUUGUUGGAUACGUUCUUUAUGUAUUUAUAUUCUUGUGGGAGUUCUCAAUAUGGUGUGUGCCAUUUCCACCAACUUAAGACAGAUGGACAAGCACCCAAUAAGAAUUCUUCAAAAUGUUUAUUCAGAAAAGAAUCUAACUCUGCUGCCUAUUGCCCUGACUGCCUUGCCAGCCCGCUGGGAACCAAAGUCACCAUGGUGGAGGAGGGCCAGACUGUAUACUUUUUUGUGGCUGCCACUGUCAACGACAGUGUUACACAGAGAUAUGGCAGGAAGUCCAUAUCAGUGCGCCGACCAUUGGCAACAGAAGAUGGGUUCUACAGCGACGUCCGGGGACUGACUGUUCUGCCUAGCCUGCGCCGGACCUACAACAUUGAGUAUGUCUACAGCUUCUUCACCCAGGAGUUUGUCUACUUCCUGUCUGUCCAGAGAGAGAGCCCUGACCAGGAGUUCUCCCCGUUUCAGACUCGGCUGGGCCGCCUGCCGAGGAGCGAGUGGGAGAUGAGAAGGUACCGGGAGGUGGUUCUGGAGUGCCGUUUCGAACCCAAGCGGAGGAGGAGGAACCCGGUGAGCGGGAGCGAGGCCUUUAAGGAUGUGGUUUACAAUGUGGUGCAGGCAGCCCACUUUGGAAAGGCAGGCAGGGAGCUGGCAGAUGAACUAGGGGCAGAGGAAGAGGAUGACAUCCUGUAUGGAGUGUUCGCUGUCACAGAUGACAACGGGGUCACAGAGCACGACUCAGCCCUCUGUGCCUUUCCCAUGGACAACGUGAACAAGGCUAUCGAUGACGGGGUGGAUGACUGCUGUAAGUCCGGCCCAGAGCAGCUGUCCCGGGGACUGUGCCACUUCCAGGCCUGCGAGAGCUGUCCUCAUGAGAGCAUGGAGAACAACGCCACCUGCAGGGACCACCCCAGCAUGGUGUCUAAGCCUUAUUACAGAGUGGACCUCUUCAACAAGCAGAUGAAUGAUGUCCUGCUCACCUCACUGCUGGUCACCACCAUUGAGAACAAGACCGUGGCACACAUUGGCACCUCCACUGGACGGCUCCUGCAGCUUGUUUUGAGAAGAUCAAGCCCUACUAUCUUUGCUAAUUACACCUUGGUAGAGAACCAGAGGGUCUCCUCCAUUGCUGCUGUGUACUCAUCAGAAUCUCUACUGUUUGUGGUUGGAGACAAGGUGAUCCAGGUACCUCAGAGGGGGCCAGGCUGCCAGCACUUCAUGACCUGUGCAAUGUGCCUGAUGGCUCCUGAGUUCAUGGGCUGUGGCUGGUGCUCUGGAGUGUGCUCUUGGAAGGAGGAGUGCAGUGGCCGCUGGAGGAAUAAGUCUUGCCCCCCUGGUAUCACCGGGUUCUUUCCCAAGAUGGCUCCCCCUGAUGGUCAGUCAGAGCUGACUCUGUGUGGCUGGGAGUUCCAGUCUCCCCUGAGGCCUGCCAUCAGCUCCAGAACCCACCUGGUCAGACUGGGACAAACAGCCUGUGCUGUGCUGCCACUGAAGAGCAACAACACACACCUGGUGUGUAAGAUUCGCUCUGGGGCCAUUGAGCUGUCCAAACCAGUUAACAUCACUGUAGAGGUGCAAGAGGGGAAGGUGGAGGGCCGCUACUCCAUCGACGGGAAAGCAGAGAUGCCAGGAUUUACCUUUGUGAUUCCCAACAUCACAGAGAUCCAGCCCAACUACGGGCCUCGUGUUGGGGGAACUUUGAUCACUGUGACUGGGCCUCACCUGGAUGCUGGGAAGACCAGAAGGGUCACUCUGAAUGGAGAGCCCUGCCCAAUCACCAGUGUCACAGCGCCCAGAGGGAACAUGUCCUCCAUCAUCUGUCUGUCUCAGCCCAUCUCGGAGGUGAGGGACGUCCCCCUCAGUGUGUUCAUAGACAAGUCCCCCGUCCUCACCACCAAGGUCUUCUACUACAAAGAGAACCCCGAGGUCACAGCCGUCCUCCCAGACUGCAGUUUUGACAGGGGGUCAAAGAUAAUCAUUGAGGGGAAGAACUUGGACUCUGUAUACAGGACCAUCAUCCGCUUUAGGCCCAAUGAGAGCCACCUGAAGCCUGUCACCAGAGAGUGCAAAGGCAAGUCGUUGCCCACACGGAUGGAGUGCAUUACCCCUGCUUUCCCCCGGGAAGAGACAGAGGAAGGGGAGCUCUCCUUUGAUAUGGAUGGAGCUGUUGGACUGUGGAAUGGAGUGUUCUCCUACCACCCCUAUGGCGAGCCAAUACCCUUUGAAACUGAGGGCCAUGUACUUAGGCUGUAUGCUGGACAAGAUGAAGUGUCACUACAUCACCAGAAACUGAAUCUUGUGAGUUCCUGCAUGACAAUCACUAUGACAGUGGGAGGAGUGGAUUGUGACGCGAAGGUUCUGGACAAUGAAAUCACCUGCAGGAUCCCUAGAAACGUAACCAUCAGUGGACUGCCUGUGAAGAUCUCCAUCAAUGGGCAGGUUCACAACGUUGGGACUGUGGUCCUGGUCAGUAACCACUACAUGGUGGGCAUCGUACUGGGGAUACUGGGGGCCCUGGUGGCGGGGGCCGUGCUGGCCUUCGUAGUCAUGAAGCACCUGAGGAAGCAGAAGAAAGCCUCUCAGGUGGAGACCCGUUUGGCCCAUAACCACAACCGCUCCGGCAGCAGUAGUGUGGAACUGUCACCUGUAGGGGACUACAGAAGAGUAGUCCUGCCUCAGAGGCCAAGUUCGGUUCUGGGAAGCCCAGUGGUAUUCCCCAGCUCGGCCUAUGCUGCAGGCAGCAUGGACCCCACCCUCAACCCCCUCAUGCCCCCUGAGAAGAUCUCCAUCUCCAGCUUUAGACCAGAGCUCCUGGAGGAGGUGAAGGACGUGCUGAUCCCAGCAGACAUGCUCAUCGUCCAGCACCACCAGAUCAUUGGCAAGGGUCAUUUUGGCACAGUUUACCAUGGCUACUUCACAGACCAUAACAACAGAGAAAUCCACUGUGCUGUCAAGUCAUUGAACAGGAUAACAGAUGUAGAAGAGGUAGAGCAGUUUCUGAAGGAGGGCAUCUUGAUGAAGGGUUUCCAUCACACCAACGUUCUCUCUCUGCUGGGCAUCCUGUUGCCUCAGGAGGGGCUCCCCCUGGUGGUACUACCUUAUAUGAAGCACGGGGACCUCCGCCACUUCAUACGCUGUGAGAAAAGGAACCCCACGGUGAAAGACCUGAUUGGCUUUGGGCUUCAGGUUGCCAAGGGGAUGGAGUACUUAGCACAUAUGAAGUUUGUGCACAGAGACCUCGCAGCACGCAACUGCAUGCUGGAUGAGUCGUACACAGUGAAGGUGGCAGACUUCGGCAUGGCCAGGGAUGUGUUCGAUAAGGAGUACUACAGUGUUCAGGACCACAGGAAGGCCAAGCUACCAGUCAAGUGGAUGGCCAUUGAGAGCCUACAGACACAGAAAUUCACUGCCAAGUCAGACGUAUGGUCCUUUGGGGUGUUGAUAUGGGAGAUGUUAACCAGAGGAGCAAGCCCCUACCCAGAGGUGGACCCCUAUGACAUCACACAUUACCUGCUGAAAGGCAGGAGACUCCCCCAACCACAGUUCUGUUCUGACCCUUUGUAUGCCAUCAUGCUGCAGUGCUGGGACCCAGACCCAGAGAUGAGACCCAGCUUCGCAACGCUGGUGUCUGCUGUCCUGACCAUCCUGUCUGGCCUUGAGGGGGAGCACUACAUCAGCCUCAAGGUCACCUACGUCAAUCUGGACCAGCCACGCCCCUACCCUGCCCUCACAGAGUCCGCAGACGAGUGUGAUUCCUCAGACACUGAAGACACACGCUCAAUGUCCUCCUGAUGUCACAUCAGGACAGGUACAUGUAGUACAGUAUGGCUUGGUGCUAUGAGCACAAGGGGCUCAGUUAGAAAGUCAAACUAAAGGUCGUCGGUUAUCCUGGAGAAAAUGACUUGUCUUUUACUACCUAGUGUUCUAAGUGUAGGGACUUGAAUGGACCUCCCCCAUUCACAUUAUAGUAUAAUACCUGGCAAAGCUUUUUGUAAAUAAGAAUGGAUGUAAUGUCUAUAUGUUUUCUCUUAAUUUUCUUGAGAUGUAGUAAUUAUACUGUAUAUUUUGGAUCAUACUUUUACCAAACAAAAUGUACCCUACUGUUUUAACAGUGAUCUGUCAUUAUUCUGUUACUUUUAUUUCAUGCACAAUGUGUUUUAGAUAGUGUAAUAAAUUAACAUAUUUAUUUGUUUAUAUACUCUUGUUCCUGUGAGAUUUGAGUAAAAUGUCUCAUUUAUGUAAAAUUCCAAUAUGAUAAGAUAUUCAUUUAUGUAAUUUAAGUUUUAACAUUUUCUACAUUAGCUUCUUCCCAUGUGGUUGUUUCACCCAUUGUCACUCUACACUUACAGUAGAUCAGAGACAACUGACACUUGUGUAAACUGUCACUGGUAAAUAUGCAGCUGGGAUAUGCAAAAAACACAUUUCCAAUUCACACGUGUGUAAAUAAACGUGUACAUAUGUACACCCCCCAAAUUA